UCAAAAGGGGCAAUUUCCUUCUCUCUCUGUUUUUUCUAUGUGAUUUGGAAUCUAUAGAAAGAUUUGAGGCAUUAGCAAUUUGCUCAUUGGAGAUUCCAUCUCACAGUUUUGGUGUGUGUUUUUACAAAUCAAAGCUGGCCAGCUGACAGGCACAUGCUUAAGCUUAACUACCAGGAGCUACCACUCGUCCCAUACGAUGCAGAACAGCUAAUUAACCAAGCAAUUCCGAUCACCUUCAUACUAGUAGUAGAGUGGGUGGUUGAUGCGGCACCCGAACUGGCAUCUUCUGAUUGGACAAAUGGUUUCUUUGAGGUUGUUUGGCCGCUGUUCUUGCUUUCACGCAGAUUCCACGUCCAACGUAGUUUUCGGUUUGAUCAGGAUUGAUUACUUGAAAAGCUAAAGGUUAUAGACCAGUGCAAACCAAUUUGGAAACUACCAAGUACCAACUCACGUACCCAACGACUCACUCUCCGGACGCCUACUGGCUAUGCGAACUUGCGAAGAAAAUACAAAAGAAAACAUGUUUCAUUUCAUCUGAUCCUUUCUUGUCGUUGUUCCUCUACCCUUUCUGUUGGUCGUUGGAGUUGAUUUGUGAAGCAUGUAUGGAAAUUACAGGAAGCGCCGGUCAUUGGAUCAUCAGGGUGCUCUUUUUUUUUUUUUUGAAAGGUAUCAUCAGGGAGCUGCCAGCAAGUGAAGGUAAACUGCGGUGGGCACCGGCAGGGGGUUGGAGUACGGCAAACUGCGGAAAAUCUCGUCUAAAUGUGAUAUACCACAUUUCAAUAAACAAUAUCCUUCUUUUCUAUGAUCAUUUUCUCAUUUUGUUAUUGCUGCUGGAAAAAAAAUUAAUCACAUAAUAUCUUCUAUACUCCCUCGGUUCAAAUUAUUAAUCAUUUUAGCUUUUAUGGUAUAUAGUUUUUGUUAUACUAUAGAUAUAUGUCAUGUAGUCUAGGUGUACAGUAAAGUCAAUGUAUCUAAAAAAACUAAAACGACCGACAAAGGACGACCGGAGGGAGUAUGUUCAUGCUUCUAGCUCGUCUGUUUGUGUGAUGUCUAUAUAUGAAUUGUGUAGUUUGGACCUGCGUGUGGGAAAAGAAAAGGCGUGGUACAAAAAGUGUCGUUAUAUAUUAAUUCUAUCACUAAAAUUACUAGAUAAUUGAUAGUUUUUUAGAUAAAAAAUAUUUCAAUAUUCCCGCGUCUACAUCACAGUGUGAAAUAUCCGGUCAUUAUUAUAAAUUGAAGACAAUGUAUGGAGAAAAAAAGAUGAAUUUAGUAAACAAUUUAUUAUAAAUAAAGUCUAUUACUGAACCACCAACUUUUUUCGCAAAAAUCUCCAUAGCCAUGGACCCCAACACUCAAGUCUUUGAUAUAGUAUUUCUGUUCUUCUCUUUCUGAAGCAAAGUCUAAAAUUUUAUCCAGUAACGCUCUAAGAAGGAUAUGCAAAUAAGGCUAUGGAUUCACUUAUCAAAAAAAAUAUCAUUUCUGAUUAGCCACGUAGCCCCACAAACCGCACUAUAUCAUCAAACUUAGUCUAUCCCAUAUCCCCGCAAAGUUAGGUUGCGGUCAUCCAUAUUCAGAAGAAUAUCUCAUAUCCUCGAAAAACUCAAGUUCUAAAGCUCGGAAGGGCCUUCUGGUUUGAUCACUACUGACGUGUGGACUAGGCCCAGCCCAACUGCAGAGGAACCACUCCCUAAAAUGCUCCCAAAAAAAAAAACACUCCCUAAAGCUCAUGGCGGUUUUGGAAUUAUCCACGUCACUCUCACUCUAGCUGUGCCCCACACCUCGUCUCUCCCACCGGCCCCGUUCACUCAGAUCUCAGCCAAUCGGCCAUGGCGGCGGCACCUACCCCAGCGCCGGCGCCGCACGUGCUACUCGUCCCCUUCCCAGCGCAGGGCCACGCCCUGCCGCUCCUCGACUUCGUCGCCCUCCUCGCCGCACGCGGCCUCCGUCUCUCCGUCGUCACCACCCCAGCAAACCUCCAACUCCUCUCCCCUCUCCUCGCCGCGCACCCCGCCUCCGUCAGCGCCGUCACCUUCCGGUUCCCCUCCCACCCGGCCCUGCCCCCGGGCCUCGAGAACACCAAGGGCUGCGGCCCGGGGCAGUUCCCCACCUUCAUCCACGCUUUCGCCAAGCUGCGCGAGCCCAUCCUCGCGUGGGCCAGGGCGCAGCCCGAUCCCGUCGUCGCCGUCGUGGCCGACUUCUUCUGCGGAUGGACUCAGCCGCUGGCCCGCGAGAUUGGCGCCGCGGGGAUCGUGUUCUCGCCGUCCGGCGCCCUCGGCACCGCCGUCAUGCACUCGAUCUUCCGCCGCCUGGUUAGGCGGCCUGCGGACAGCGACGACGGGUUCACCGUCGCGUUCCCGGCGAUUCCAGGCGAGCCGUCGUUCCAGUGGAGAGAGCUCUUGAUGAUGUACGCGAACUACAUGGCCGGCAAGCUGGAGGAGCAGGUCGGCGCGUCGGUGAGGCAGAACUUCCUCUGGAACCUGCAGGAGAGCUGGGGAUUCGUGUCGAACACGUUCAAGGCGCUCGAGGGGAGAUACCUGGACCAGCCGCUCGAGGACCUGGCCUUCAGGCGCGUCUGGGCGGUGGGCCCCGUGGCUCCGGAGACGGACGCCGCCGGCGCCCGCGGCGGGGAGGCAGCUGUCGCGGCCGCCGAUCUCAUGGCGUGGCUGGACGCGUUCCCGGAAGGCUCGGUCGUGUACGUGUGCUUCGGGAGCCAGGCGGUGCUGACCCCGGCCGUGGCGGCGGCACUGGCCGAGGCCCUGGAGCGCAGCGCCGUGCCGUUCGUGUGGGUCGUGAACGCCGGGAACAGCAGCGUGGUCCCGGACGGGUUCGAGGCGCGCGUCGCGGGGCGCGGGCUGGUGGUGCGCGGGUGGGCGCCGCAGGUGGCGGCGGGGUGGUUCAUGACGCACUGCGGCUGGAACUCGACGCUGGAGGCGGUGGCCGCGGGGGUGCCCAUGCUGGCGUGGCCCAUGACGGGCGACCAGUUCUUCGACGCGCGGCUGCUCGUGGACGAGGCCCGCGUCGCGGUGCGCGCGUGCGCGGGCGGCGUCGGCAUCGUCCCCGACGCGGGCGAGCUCGCCUCCGUGCUGGCCGACGCGACCGGGGAGAAGGGGCGCGACAUGAGGGCGCGCGCCAAGGAGCUCGCGGCGGAGGCCGCGCGCGCGGUGAAGGAAGGCGGGAGCUCCUACGCUGAUCUGGACGGGUUGGUGCAGGAGAUUCGGAAGCUUGGUUGAGCUGAAUUCAGGCGGUUUGACAUAGGUUCAGCUGCAAGCCUGCAACUAUCUUCAGAUACUGGUAGCAUAUCGGUUGAGAAUAACAGAAGGUAAGAAAGAUCGAGUGCUUUUAGGGAGCAUUGGCAAAAGCACAAAUUCGCUGUGGUCUGCAGAACAAUUCGAGGCUUCAGUAACUACCAUUUGCCAUUCUUGCAGACAAAUGAUUGUCUUCAAUUUCGCACUGAAUAGUUUGGCUGUAUGCUCGCAAAGAUGACCAACUAAUGGCACAUGCUUAGCUCUCA
Molecule: messenger RNA, 3511 nt
Organism: Panicum virgatum (switchgrass)
Lineage: Eukaryota; Viridiplantae; Streptophyta; Magnoliopsida; Poales; Poaceae
Product: flavonol 3-O-glucosyltransferase UGT89B1-like
Exons: 1
Coding region: 1827-3230 (467 amino acids)
Molecular function (GO): UDP-glycosyltransferase activity
Source: RefSeq, a predicted model, not a curated record